ACCCGAAGAAGUUGUCUGAGAUACACGUUAUUUCAAAAAAUAAUUUGUUUUUGUUAAGACUGCUAUAAUUACGAAUAUUAUCAAAAUGGAGUUAUUAAAUAUCGUUGAUCCGCCAAAUCGUCCUAUGAACACCAGCUUUAAUCCUACACAGGAGCCUAAGCUUCACAAGGAUUUGAUUUUCAUAGAUGUUGAUAAAACAGAGCAAAUUGUUGUUGGAUCAACAAAUACAUCGGCUACAUUUUGGGAGGGUUCUGUACAGGUUUUUAAAGGCUUUAAUAACUUCAUUGAAAGAUCCUGGACAUCUUAUUACAAUGGAAAUAUUAUCAAUGAUGGGAAGAUCUUGUCCAAGUAUAAAUCUGUAGUUAUUGCAGAAAAUCCAUUUAGCUUGAGUGUAUUGAAUAUUGGUGAUGAGCAAGAUGGUUCACCAAUUUUAAAGUACUCUCAAGAACAUUUGGAAAAGAUUAAGAGCAUUAACUUAUGGGAUAAGAGUCCAAGAAUAUUAACAUGUGGUGAAAAAUAUCUGUCAAUUUGGAAUAUAAAUGAAAACAAUGGCUUAAAGAAGAUUCAUGAUUAUGUUGGUUACCAUACUGCAGAUAUAACUAGUUCUUGCACACAGAAAUGCGAUGAAAACCUAUUUGCAUCCACUGGAAUUGAUCGUCGUUUGAUUAUAUGGGACACAAGAAUGAAUAUAGGUGCCCAUGUUUUAUAUACAAAUGAGUUUUGCUCAUUAACUGCUGUUUCUUGGAAUACAGAUACUCCUACUACUGUAGCUGUGGGAACUGAAAUUGGAGACAUUUACUUUCUGGACACGCGAAAACCAGAUGAAUUUAUAUCGGUGAAAUCAUGCUUCAAGAAUUCAGUGCACAAAAUAGUCUACAAUUCCACAGGGGAUUUAGCUGUAUGUGGUAACUGUCGAGAAGUCCAAGUUUUCAAUGAUAAAUACGAAGUUAUUUAUAAGAACAGUGAUCAUUCCAAAUUUGUAAGAGGAUUAUCAUGGGCCAAAGGGUCUUUAUACUCUUGUGGAUUUGAUACUAAAGUUUAUAAGCAUAAAAUUUAAUGGUAUUCAUUUUUUUUUAUAAUUAAACAAUGUGUUCGUUUAUAAUAGCAAACAACUAUUAUAAAUAAUUUUUAUUAUUAAUAAUAAAAUAUGAGUUGUUAUUUACAUUA
Nicrophorus vespilloides is the source of this 1167-nucleotide messenger RNA. RefSeq lists its product as uncharacterized. Gene Ontology annotation, molecular function: protein binding. Gene Ontology annotation, biological process: oocyte axis specification. The coding region runs from base 86 to 1057 and encodes 323 amino acids. Gene Ontology annotation, cellular component: methylosome. Lineage: Eukaryota; Metazoa; Arthropoda; Insecta; Coleoptera; Silphidae. The transcript has 5 exons. The record is from RefSeq and is a predicted model, not a curated record.